AUGUCCGAAUACCCAGCUCCAGAGGAUCGUCCAACACAACAUUGGCUUGCGACAGCCUUGCCUCCACGUCGCCUUCUUCCUUGGGAUGAGCAAUACCCCCUAUCUCAAUUCUUCGACUCCGAGCCCUCCGCACAAACUGUCAUCUCGAUGACUUCGACAUACGCUCCACAAGGACCACCAACAUGGGGAUCUCCAGGCCCUCAAGUAGCCGUCAUGGCAUUACCAAUGAACUAUAGCGUGAUUAAACCUCCAGCCAAACAAUUAUACCCCCGUGGCUGGGUUACAGUUCCUAUUCUACAGCUCAUUUUUGCCGUCACCAGUGCUGGCUUUACAGCAUUUCUCCUAUUUACAAGCCUACGUAUGAGAGUUAUUCUUAUGAUUUGCGCCUCCGGAAUAUCAAUAGGCAUCUCCAUCUGGCUCAUUUGUGCUCACUCUUGCGCACCACAGUCCCUCAAGCCCAUGGUAGCCCUUCCCCUCGACUUUUUAGUCCUGGUACUCUGGAUCGCGACUGUUGGGUGGAUGGUGCCCUCGGCGGUUAACCUCUCUACAGAAGGCUUCUUAGAAGCCUGUGCGGGCAUUGCUGCGGGAAUUGCUGGGAUAGAUUUUAUACUUUUUGCUGUGGGCAUGAUUGGCGAUAUUAUCGCUUUUCAUCGCGUACGAAGACUCGGUCAAUUCCAGCAAUACCCACCUCAGCAGCCGAAUAUGCAGCCAUAUAUGCAAUCGCGAACCCCUCACCCCGGACUCAGUUAUGAUCAACAUGCUACUACAACGACAGUUAGAAAGCCUGAAUUCGAAGUCCGAAGCCCUGUGAAUCCACUUCCGACGCAAAACGCGAUAGAAAACGCUGAACGGGAGUUUGAACAUGAACUUGACCCUCAGUCAAUGGCUGCCAGAGAAAUGGAUGGAAAUUCCAUGCCAAGUCUCAACGGGUUGACUUCUAAACCUGAGCUUGGUCCUCAGUCCGUCCAAACGAGAGAAUUAGCUGACCAAGACCGGCCAGCUGAGUUGUCUGAGACAAUUUCGCCAGCGUCACCAUUUCCGUUUCGUGGCAGCGCUAGUCAAUCGUUCGCGGAGCUUCCUACGCGACCGAAGUCUUGA
Messenger RNA from Pochonia chlamydosporia 170, 1098 nucleotides. RefSeq lists its product as hypothetical. The transcript has 4 exons. The coding region runs from base 1 to 1098 and encodes 365 amino acids. Lineage: Eukaryota; Fungi; Ascomycota; Sordariomycetes; Hypocreales; Clavicipitaceae. The record is from RefSeq and is a predicted model, not a curated record.